Molecule: messenger RNA, 477 nt
Organism: Colletotrichum acutatum
Lineage: Eukaryota; Fungi; Ascomycota; Sordariomycetes; Glomerellales; Glomerellaceae
Exons: 1
Source: RefSeq, a predicted model, not a curated record
GUUACUUUCGCUACAACUACAGCACCCAUUCCAGUUACAUUCACUUCCACUGCGAGUACUACAGGUCUCACAACUCUUUCUCCAGGUCCUAACGGCGGUCCGCCAACGGUGGUGACGUUUGCUACCGGUCCUCCUCCUAUCACCCUCACGUCUUUCGGAAGCACGACUGGGGUAACUACAUUCCCUCCGGGUCCAAAUGGCGGCCCUCCUACUGUCGUCACUUUUGCUACGGCCACUGCGCCCAUUCCAGUCACGAUUACUUCAACCGCCAGUACUACGGGCCUUACGACUGUCCCUCCAGGCUCGAAUGGUGGACCUCCUACAGUUAUCACCUUCGUAACAGGACCUCCCGCGGUUACCCUGACUUCGACUGCCAGCACCACUGGUCUCAUCACUAUUCCUGCUGGUCCGAACGGCGGCUCACCAACCAUUAUUACAUUCGCUACCCUACCGCAGCUCACCACGGUCACUCUCACU